Stylophora pistillata is the source of this 2618-nucleotide messenger RNA. RefSeq lists its product as uncharacterized. The record is from RefSeq and is a predicted model, not a curated record. Lineage: Eukaryota; Metazoa; Cnidaria; Anthozoa; Scleractinia; Pocilloporidae.
AUGGAAAUACUGUCAAAUGGAACAAUACAGUAUGCUUUGAACCUUUCUGACCAGACCAGUGAGGAAACUUACGUCACACCACAGGAUAAUUCAGCUGAUAUCAGCGCGUUCUUUUUCCCCGCCAUUGGUGCGUUUCUUAUGCUCAUGUUUGGCGGUUUACUUUUUUCAAGCGGAAGUGUCCUGUGCAGAAGCAAAAAAAUGUCGGAGGAUAAGUUCAAAAGAAAAUUUGAACAGCGAUAUGGGCGACGGAUGAUUCGUUUUCAUAACAUACCGGAGAAAAUUGCAAAAGAGCCAUCUUCUGUGCUGCAGCAAGAAAACAACGACGUCGUGGAUGCUGUUAGGAAAGAUUAUCAAGACCUACCACAGUACCAACCAGUCACUGGAUUAGUUGGCAAUAUCGCGGGAUUACUUGGGCAGACAUGCGUCGUCAACAUAUCCAAGCCGGAAAUCAGAGAUACAGGUGUAAGUCCGAUUCAUUUCAACGCAAAAGAUCGCGAAAAUUCUUCGUAUCAAGACAGAGAUGACGGGGUAGAAUGUUCUAGCAAAGACGAUUGCGCGCGAAGAAACCCCACAGCGUCCAGUGGAAUAGGUACAGAUUCUCCGGAGAGUUAUGAAGUUGAUAGUUUAGAAGAGUAUCCUAUCAGUGAACAUUGUUCUUUAAGUGCUCAAGAAGGAGAAAUAUAUGAGAUACCUGGCAGACAUCAGACGCCUAAAUUUGACCGUGGGGUGUAUAGUGGUGGACGGUCAAGUGUGCUGCAGUUAGAAAGUGCCCCAAGUACUUUAUGCGUUAAAGGCUGUCGUUGUCGCAUACACGGCGCAGGUGCUGACAAAAAGAGAACUAAGGAAGCGAAGCCUCGCGUGAACUCGAAUGAAAUUCAGAAUCAUGGGAGUGAAAAUGACGCACAUGCAACGUUGAGUGAAAUGAUAAGGCCUCAAACUCCAGGUGCAAGGAUAUCUGGUUCUCUAACUUCAGAGAAUAUCAAAGGAAUGAGUCAAAGUCCAUUGGGACGCAUGGAUUUAGAAAAGUGGCUAAACGAUGUGGAAGCGUCCCGCAGUGAAGGAGGAAAAGUCUGCACUUCAACAUCUGAGUCUCCUGACGAAGAAAUUGGGAGGUGUGGGAAUGCAACGCAUGAGAGAGAUUCUUAUUCGAGCCGAAGACGAAUGCGUGCACCUCUUCAGGAAAGUUUACAGUUGUUGGAAAAACUGCAGUUAGUUUCAGAAGAUGAUUUGCCCUUGGCUCAGAACUCAGUCCAUCGUGGAGGUCGCACAAGCUGCUUGCAAACGGUAAAGGCACCAGGCUCACUGUGUUUGGGUCCAGGUAGUUGCAAAGGACAUGGUGAGUUUCAGAUGAUGUCUAGGCAGUCAAAUUUGCCAACUAAGAUAACAGCUGAUGAGAGUUCUGAAUAUCUGAAUGACGAUCGCCAGCUGGUUACAUCAAGAACUGAGCGCCUCGCGAAAGGUGGAAGACAAAGUAGUUUAAAUUUCCUCAGAGCGUCUAGUGAAAUAUGUAUCUAUGGACCUUCGUGUAGAGUUCAUUGCCAGAAAAUGGUAGCGAACUUUCCCUACACACCUAAGAAAGGUUUUAAAGCGGAAUUACAUUCUGAGCAAACAGAACUGAGAGGUGCCAGCAUUUUUGGUGCAUUUCAAAGUGAGGAAGGAGAUAGAGGGAUCAUGAAGACUACGGCAAAACAGCGUGAAUUUGUGAACACGGAGAACAAAGAGAAUGAAAUUCGAGGGGCUAGCAUCUUUGGUGAUUUUUGCGCUGUGAGAGAAAUAAACUUGAGAGGAGCGAGCAGCUUUGCUGAGCAGCCUAAAAGUAAGGUCCAUAGUGGUUGCAGUUGUGGUGAUGUAGCGAAUAAUUCUCAAUUAUACUUGGAAGACAAUAGGGGUGCAAGUUGCUUUGCACCGAUUGAUGAAAGUACAUUUGGUACAUCAAGCGUCACAUUAAGCUUCGCAGUGGAAUCCGAUACAGAAAGUUUUGUUCUGGAUAAAACAUUGGGUCAGAGGAAAAGGACCGGGUCUGCUAUAGAGAAAGAUAGCGUGGUAGAUGAUAAGUUGACAUUUGGAAAGAAAUACCAAACUGUGGAUGGUAGCAUCCCAAUUGUUAAAAGCUCAGAAAAAAAGGAUGUUGAUCUUGUCCAAAAAGAACAUUCAAAACGUUUUGAUGAGUGCAUUUUAAAAGUGGGUAAAGACACUGAAAUAAUGUCUACACUUUUAAGCGCACUUCGCCGAGAUGGGGAAAAACGUAAACUGCAAAAGGUCAACCAAUGACCUAACUACCUUACGUGUGACAAGGAAGCUUUAGUAGGAAACCUUAAAGUGUCUGUUUUGUACAAGAAAGGUAAUUCUGUCACCCCUUUGCUUUACGUCUCUAUUUUGGGUCUUGAAGUUGCCCUAAAUGAAAAUAUUACGCCAGACUGCGAUAUUUACGUAAAAGUUUGCCUAUUUCCAAACUUCUCAACAUGGCAGCGCACAAGGACGCUAAACAUUUCGGAAAGCCGCGUUUUGAGAGACCAUUUUGUAAUAUCUGGAGUAAAAGCAGUGGAUUUAGGAGAAGCUAUCCUCCGAUUUGUGGUUGUUCGUGUAGAAGAGGACAGAAAACCCGUUGCUCAGUUGGA